Molecule: messenger RNA, 1561 nt
Organism: Petromyzon marinus (sea lamprey)
Lineage: Eukaryota; Metazoa; Chordata; Hyperoartia; Petromyzontiformes; Petromyzontidae
Source: RefSeq, a predicted model, not a curated record
AGCUAAGAAUAUGGAUUGGUGCAAAUUCAAAAUUCCUUCUGUGGGGCCCAUCAUGUCCAUCAGACAAGAACGACGAUUGAGCAAGUGAUGCAACAUUUCUAGUAACCAUAGCGAAGUGACUGUUUUUGCUGGAAUUGGUCUUUGUAAUUGUGUUGCUGGUAAGAUUGGUGAUGAUGAUCAUCAUGGAGACAGCAGAGGCGGAUUUAUAAUAUUCCCAAAAGGGGUGUUCAUGAAAUGUCCAUACAUUUAAAAAGGGGCUUACAUUAUCAAUACGUUUUUUUCUGGUAAAUAUCAAUAACCAUAUCACUUUGCGACUCAAGGGGUGGGAGGGGUGUAGCAUUGCCUCCAUUACUUCCCUUGGAUUCUCCACUUGGCCUUAUACACGAUGUCGAUGGUCAUGAUCCUGUUGACGAUUAUUCUCACGAUGAAUGUUGGGUCUGAGUAAUUGACCGUGGCCAGGAUACUAAUUCACACUCUGCUUCGCUGACAGCGGCGGCCCCAUACAUGUAUGAGGACCACAUCGUGGGUGGCUACGAGUGCGCUGCCCACUCGCAGCCGUGGCAGGUGUCCAUCAACAUCGGAUACCACUUCUGCGGAGGCUCCCUGAUCUCCAGCGAGUGGGUCGUGUCUGCCGCUCACUGCUACAAGACCCCGUCCCUCAUCUCUGUGCGCAUCGGCGAGCACAACAUCUUCGAGUCUGAGGGCACCGAGCAGAGGAUCCGGGCCUCCAAGGGGAUCCGCCACCCCCAGUUCAACUCAAGCACCUUCGACAACGACAUCAUGCUCAUCAAGCUGUCCUCGCCCGCCACCCUCAACCAGUACGCGCAGGCCAUCCCGCUGCCCUCCUCCUGUAUCGGCACCGGAGUCAUGUGCACCAUCUCCGGCUGGGGCCAGACCAAGACCAGCCUUGGCAAACCCGCUGUCCUCAUGUGCGUCCAGGCGCCCGUGCUGAGUGACACCUCCUGCAGGAACUCCUACCCCGGUGACAUUACCAACAACAUGAUCUGCCUGGGAUACCUGGAGGGUGGCAAGGAUGCCUGCAAGAAUGACUCCGGCGGCCCCGUCGUGUGCAAUGGCCAGCUGCAGGGCAUCGUGUCGUGGGGUCGCGGCUGUGCCCUGCCCAACUACCCCGGCGUGUACACCAAGGUGUGCAACUACAACUCCUGGAUCGCCAGCACCAUGGCCGCCAACUGAGCGACUCACUCGGAAGCCACCUUGCCGAGCAACAAGCACCGUGAUUGUUGUAAUGCCAUGAAACAAAUAAAACCUUUCAAAUGUUGAUGCCACAAUUUUUUUGUUGUCUCAUUUUCUUCGUAAAGGUGACAGUGUGAAGCACAGAUAUAGAAGCAUAGCAUAGUACGGCACAACAGUGGAUUUUACUGUUCAGUAACAAGCCUACAGCUCAGCAGUGUUUAACCGCUUUGGUAAGGUGGCCCCCAAAUGAAGACCACUCUUCCUCCCACCUGCAACCCUUUAAAAAAAAGUAUACACUUCAAAGGAGGAAUUGUCAGUUAAAAUUGGUCAAAGUGGUCAAUUGAAUUCAUUUGCAUAAGCGGUUUUU